Messenger RNA from Sycon ciliatum, 2020 nucleotides. RefSeq names its product sortilin-related receptor-like. Lineage: Eukaryota; Metazoa; Porifera; Calcarea; Leucosolenida; Sycettidae. The coding region runs from base 1 to 1281 and encodes 426 amino acids. The record is from RefSeq and is a predicted model, not a curated record. The transcript has 5 exons. Gene Ontology annotation, molecular function: protein binding.
AUGGGAAAGGAACAGUCGCGGCUGUCACUUUGGCACUUGGAGGAACCCAUUCAACUGCAGUGCCAGUCUGGCUACCUGCCCUGCCUGCGUUCCAGUGGCUGUAUCCUGCCAUCACAGCACUGCGACGGUGUUUGGUACGACUGUGCUGAUGGCUCUGAUGCACAGUACUGCCAGCCAGGCAAGGUCACACCAGCUCCAGGUAAGCACCAGCAGCAGUGUGCUGAUGGCUCUGAUGCACAGUACUGCCCAGGCAAGGUCACACCAGCUCCAGGUAAGCACCAGCAGCAGUGUGCUGAUGGCUCUGAUGCACAGUACUGCCAGCCAGGCAAGGUCACACCAGCUCCAGGUAAGCACCAGCAGCAGUGUGCUGAUGGCUCUGAUGCACAGUACUGCCAGCCAGGCAAGGUCACACCAGCUCCAGGUAAGCACCAGCAGCAGUGUGCUGAUGGCUCUGAUGCACAGUACUGCCAGCCAGGCAAGGUCACACCAGCUCCAGGUAAGCACCAGCAGCAGUGUGCUGAUGGCUCUGAUGCACAGUACUGCCAGCCAGGCAAGGUCACACCAGCUCCAGGUAAGCACCAGCAGCAGUGUGCUGAUGGCUCUGAUGCACAGUACUGCCAGCCAGGCAAGGUCACACCAGCUCCAGGUAAGCACCAGCAGCAGUGUGCUGAUGGCUCUGAUGCACAGUACUGCCAGCCAGGCAAGGUCACACCAGCUCCAGGUAAGCACCAGCAGCAGUGUGCUGAUGGCUGUGAUGCACAGUACUGCCAGCCAGGCAAGGUCACACCAGCUCCAGGUCAAACCGACUGCCAGGUCCUGUCACCACCGGCACUGGGCUCAAUGACCGUGAACGGCUUGAUGUUCAGCAACACGACCACGUUUGUGUGCACAUCUCCCUAUGUCCUUAUGGGCUCGGCCGUGCGUACUUGUGAAAUCAACGGCCAGUGGAGCGGUGUGCAGCCAACUUGCGUCCUGACGACUGCUGCUCUGAGUGCGGCCAGUGACGAGCUAGUCAAGGACUCCGUCUCAGAACGCAUGACACAAACGUGCCAGUAUUGCCAAGCACUGGGGACCUUUGGCAAUCUGAAGAAUGUUUUGUCCGAGAAUCGAUCCUUGGAUCUGUGGCGUUGCAGUUGUGGUGCUCCCGACCCUCUUGCGCGAUGGCCGCGGAGACUUGGCGAAAAGGUUCGAGACAUACGGCAUCUCAAUAUCUUCCACCACAAUCAGUACAUCAGCACCACCAUCGAGUGUAGCGACAUCAGCAAUAGAAGACGCACAUGAUAUCAUUCACCCUUACGGCCUUAGCGAAGACCCGGGAAUACCUGAGAAGAUGUUAGCCGCAACUUUACUGGAAAAGUCGUCGGUGACAACGGCACUCCAUAUUUUAGCUGCAUGCAGUUAGGUCUCUCAACAAGUGUACCCAAAGUUUUCAAGCUAAUACACAAGCAAAUUCACUAGGGCCGAGUAUAUUUUCCUACACCUCUCCCUGUUUGUUGUUGUUAUUUCUGCAUUCAAAUUGUUUGUGUACCCCUGUACAUUUAUUACAGUAGAGCCACGCAUCCACGGCUGUUGUUUCCAAGGGGUCAGGCUCGUCAGUUAUACAAAACCUUUCAGCAAUCUGGCCUUAGGCUUAGUUCCUUGACUUCUUGUACCACUUUCUUAGAUGCACAUCCCACUGGAUAGUGAGCAAUACGUGUGUAGCAGAAUCUGUAUUCCAGAAAAGCAGAGACUUGAGUCUAUUGACACUGCGUUUCUUUUUAAAACGUUAUUGGCUGUGGUGUUCCUAGAGGUAUACACGUACAUUCCUGGGUCCCACGUUCUGUGACACCCGACUGUAUUCGUGGUGCCUCAACAACUUUUAAUUUUGUGCACUCGGGAAAACCUGCCUGAGGCUGUGAGGCUGCAGAGUGUUGGCUGUGUUUUGCUUUAAAAAACCAUCAGGUCUCCCCAGAUUUUCUAGUCUGGCCCUGAAUUUUGCCACUCUUCGGUUUCAAAACCUAGUGUGGUGGUGGAAAGCCUA